Messenger RNA from Nanorana parkeri, 1191 nucleotides. It is a transcript of the gene SPO11, whose product is annotated as SPO11, initiator of meiotic double stranded breaks. The record is from RefSeq and is a predicted model, not a curated record. The transcript has 13 exons. Gene Ontology annotation, biological process: meiotic DNA double-strand break formation; meiotic DNA double-strand break processing; reciprocal meiotic recombination. Gene Ontology annotation, cellular component: nuclear chromosome. Lineage: Eukaryota; Metazoa; Chordata; Amphibia; Anura; Dicroglossidae. Gene Ontology annotation, molecular function: ATP binding; DNA binding; DNA topoisomerase type II (double strand cut, ATP-hydrolyzing) activity. Bases 1 to 1182 code for a protein of 393 amino acids.
AUGGCUUUUCUUCAGAGUCCAGACUUCUUCGACUGUGUAGAUUGUCAUAGGAUGUCCCUCGUGAGGGCUGUGCUGAAAGUCGAGGAUGAGGUCUGUGGUAUUGCUGUGGAGCCGGUUACUAGUUCUCAGGUAAUAGUCGCCAUAGAGAAGAUUGUCCAGGGAGUGUUGGAGAGCCUGUCCAGGAAUGAGGCCCCGGUACUCACUGUGGAAAACAGAUCAACAUGGAGCAACAUAGAGUUCAGUGAUUCGGUUGGACUGCAGAUGGUGAAGGAUUGUAGCACCAGAAAAAUCCGGAGUGACUGCCCCCGAUCUGCUUUGCAUUUUGCCCUUAUUAUGAAGAUCUUGUCUGUGAUCUACAAGCUGGUUCAGACCGACACAUACGCAACCAAGAGGGACGUCUUUUAUGACAAUGUUCAGCUUUAUGGAAGCCAGAAGACAGUGGACAGUAUUAUCAUCGAUAUUUCCUGCAUGCUGAAGAUUCCCAGAAGGAGCUUACAUAUCCUGUCUACCUCCAAGGGCUGCGUUGCUGGGGAUCUGGUGUUCACAGAGGAAGAUGGGACCAGGGUGAUCUGCAACACGAAUUCCUCGGGAGUUCUCAUCCCGUCUAAUGUGGACGGAGUCCUGAACAUGAGAACCCAGGCCCGCUUUGUCCUCAUUAUUGAAAAAGAUGCCACUUUCCAGCGGCUCCUCGAUGACGAUUUUUGCGGGAAGUGCGGCCCCUGCAUCCUCAUCACGGGUAAAGGGGUUCCAGAUCUCAACACCAGGUUCUUUGUCCGCAAGCUGUGGGACACUUUUCAGAUUCCGAUCUUCGCUCUGGUGGACUGCGACCCACACGGGAUAGAGAUAAUGUGCAUCUACAAGUAUGGAUCUGUGUCCAUGUCCUUCGAGGCUCAUCAUUUAACCGUGCCAUCUGUAGCUUGGCUCGGCUUGCUGCCUUCCGACAUAGAGAGGUUAAACGUCCCCCAACGGGCCUUGAUCCCAUUAUCGGAGGAGGACCAGAAAAAACUGCGCAGUUUGGAGAAGAGGCCGUACGUUGCCAGCCAGCCGCUGUGGAAGAGAGAGCUGGAGAUAAUGACUUUGAGGAAAAUGAAAGCAGAAAUUCAGUCUCUGACGUCUCUGUCGCCCACCUACCUCUCCAGAGUCUACCUACCCAACAAGCUGCAAUAUGGCGGCUGGAUUUGAGGCGGCACC